Molecule: messenger RNA, 3847 nt
Organism: Pararge aegeria (speckled wood butterfly)
Lineage: Eukaryota; Metazoa; Arthropoda; Insecta; Lepidoptera; Nymphalidae
Gene: Hyccin
Product: hyccin
Exons: 8
Coding region: 167-1663 (498 amino acids)
Biological process (GO): phosphatidylinositol phosphate biosynthetic process; protein localization to plasma membrane
Cellular component (GO): plasma membrane
Source: RefSeq, a predicted model, not a curated record
UGAUUAGUUGAUUUAAAAUAUUAACCCAAUUAAUUCAAUUAUUUUAAAUUAUAUAGUAUUUAUUAGACAAACCGUGAAUUUUGAUAUUAACGCCAAUAAAUAAAAUAUUCAAAUCUGAUAUUUAGGACAACUAUAAAAAACUAUUUUAGAAAGGGAACACAACACAAUGGCAGAAUGGAAGCACUUAAUAACAGAAUGGCUUAGUGAAUAUGCUGCCCUCAGAGAUAAUGAAAUAAAAAGUUUUGCGGCUGAACAUGAACAUAAUCAUGAGAUAGCAACUGCACUUUUUAAUCUUCUAUACAGGGAGGAUGAUAAGGAAGGGUUUUCCAAUGUGAAAGGCCAAAAUGAUGAUAUAGAUCAACAGAUGCUAGAAAAUGUUUGUAUACAAUUGUUUAGUUUUUAUCGCUCUAAAGAAGCAGAACUCCAAAGAUUUACACUGCAAUUUGUUCCAACAUUAAUCUAUCGAUACUUAAGUUCAGUUGCCCAAAGCAAUACAAAAUCAUGUAGAUGCAUUGAAACCUUACUUAUUGGUCUAUAUAACUUUGAAGUUGUCGAUGAAAAUGGGAAACCAAAAGUGGUUUCUUUCAGAUUACCAUCAUUAGCUCAAGCAUCUAUAUAUCAUGAGCCAUUGUCUUUAGGUUCACAAUUUCUAACCGAAAGUGCACUGAGGCGAUGGGAAGAGUGUAACACUAAACUGGUGAGCUGGGGCCCGCACUCACAAGUGGAGAUGAUCAAUGCACAGAACCGCCUCAAAGUAAUGGCUGCUCUCUGCUUUGUUUACAAUCGCCAUUUAAGUCUACUGCCAAAGCUUGCAUUGAGGCACUUUUGUAUUGCUUCAUCCAGAAUAGUCACACAAGGAUUCACUAAAAAAGGUGCUUCAUCCUCAAGAUCAAUUCAAAGAAUACCAGUAUCUUCAAACUUUCUCCUAGAAAUGAUAGAGGGUGCAUACUUUGCAAUGUUCAAUGAAUUUUACACAUUAGCUCUUCAAGCUAUAAAAGAUAUAGACCAGCGAGCACAAUAUGAGCUUCUUCCUGAUGUUAUGCUGGUUACCAGUGCUGUUAUUAACUCAAUGAAAAACAAUCCAUCUGGCCAACCGUGUGAUGGUCCCAUGGGUAUUAGCGUGGCAUUGUCCCCGGCAACCACAACAGUUACUAUGUCUAAAUCGAUGAUAACUAAUGCAUCAUUCCGUACUAAAAAGUUACCAGAUGACAUUCCUAUCCAAGCUGGCCAAGUCGUAGCACCUGAUUCAGCGGAUAUGCUCACUGCAAUAACUGAAGAAGGAGAAUCAGACUCUGCUCCCAUACAAAGGGGCGCGGGUGUUCGCAACUCUAAACCGAAAAUCAGCGCAUUCCCUGUACUCGGCAAAAAGACUAAGGACUCGAAAGACAAAACUGGAGCCUCUUCUGAUAAGAAAGUUACCGUCAAAGAUACAUCAAAAGGCAUAUGGAACUCUCUGAGCGGUGGCGGGGACAUGGUUGAUGCGCAGCAAAAAGCCAACGCAAUAGAAUCUUUUGACGGCAAUGGGAGCUUCAAAGAUGAGAUUUCUUUGAAUUCUGCUCAUAACAGCAUAGAGAACUCCGACUCGCGAUCUCAGGGCACGACUGACUCAUUGGACAUAGAGAGCACACCGCGGUUCGCCGCGAUGCAAGUUAGCUCGGUGUAAAAUAAUGCUGGUAAUUAUCACGAAGAUAAUCAAAAAACUAACACUUGCAGCAAUGGUUAUCUAGGCAUAUAAGAAUGAGUGUCUCAUAACUCCGUGCCAGACUUGUUUCUCCCGGAACGUUAGGUAAAAAAUCAUACAAUAUGCGACAAGCCCGACUAACGUGCUAAAUUUGGUCUAGCAAUUACUAGUUGCGCGCUUACUUAUCUUUGAGGUAUAUAAUGUUUAUUAGUUUUAUAAUAUUAUUUGAACUGAGUUAAACAAUAGACGAUGUGAAUGUGUAAAUAAACUACGAAUGUGGUUUGUUUGAGAUUUUACCACAAAAAAUAUCGGUCAUCUGCAUGGCGACAGCUUUACGCCUUUCCUUAAAUGGUGCCAGCAGCGUCAAGCAAGCCCGUUUGCCAGUUGGUGUCAAAUCCAUACCUUAAAUUGCAUGUAACAAUUUUGGAACCCGAAGAAUGCCCGCAUGUCUUCGGCUUUCGCGGUCAGAGUGCUGGGCCAAUUAAGUCACGUUCUCAAGUUCUCAUACCACCGAUGCUGAAAUUAUCAUAUGCCUUUUAUUAGUCUUAUAACUGCUAUAAUUAGGGUUAGUAGAACUGUUUUUUAGGUUGGUUUGGCUUGCAAGGGUGGGUUAACAUAGUGUUGAGCCGUGCUGUUAGAGUAGCUAUAUCACUGUUAAUUAUGCUAGUAGCUAUAUGCUGACCGCGUGAACCUUCUGUACUGUCCGCACUAUAACAUAAUAUGUGUCGUGCUAAGAAAAAGGUUCAAGACUUUAUAUGAAGUCCUUCACACUUAUCCAUAUCAAGAGCAUCCGAUAAGAGUUCGGAGAAUAUUUCAAUGGACGCAGGCUUUGUCAGUGCUAUGCCUUCAUUAGAGCCAGUGUAUAUAUUGCGUAACGUAAAAACACCUCAGGGUUCGACUUCGCAGUUAAUAUUUUUAGAUAGGUAUAUUUAAAGACACUUUUUGGUAUCGAAUAUAAAGGGUUAAAUAAAAGUACCAGAUAUUCGGCCUUUAGUUUUUAGAUUAAAACUAGCAACUUAUUUUCUACGUUUUUUUUACUCAAAAGAUUGUGAAAAAUUCGAUAUUCAAUAUUUUACAUACUUCUUACUACUCAGUAAAAGUAAUGUAAUACAAUUCCAAUAUUCCAACUGUUUCGCUGAUUAUUUGGUUUCACAGUGUGAUGUCACUUUACAGAAAAAACUUUAUUUUUUGUAUGAACAAAACUAAUUUUGAAAAGCCGUAGAAGAAGAUUUGUUAGUUUUAAUGAUAUAAAACUACAUGACCGAGAGCUUUCUGGUAUUUUUUAUUUAACCAUGUACAUCAUCGACCAUUCUUAAAGGAAACUACUUUCUAAAUUUUAAUGCUCCAUUUGAUAGUCUGUGGUUGUUGGUGAGAGAUAUAAUAAAGAGUAUAUAUUAUUGAUCGUAGCAGUAGACCGAUGCGUAACCGUUAUUUCCCGUAUGUGGAACGCAGGAUGUUUAAUCAGGGCAGCAUUCUAGCAAUCUUUCUUGUAUAAAGUACGUGUAUUCUUCUUAUCUGUUAAGAACUUACACAUUCAACGUGAUAUUAUGCUAUCGCCCAAGUGAUAAACAAGAGCAUUAUUCAUAAUGCCCAAUUAAUUGGCCGUGAUAUUUGUGGUUCAUUCUGUAAAAUGCGCAGUAAAUCUUUCACAUUGUACUUACUUUUCUGGUGGAAGUUUGUUGUAUUUAUUAUAUGAGUAAGCGACAUAAUAAAUUGGUGGUGAGUUCACUAAUAUAGAGAAAUUGACUACCAUUUAUGCACGUUAUUUUGAAAGUAAUAAAACAAUAAUUAUCAUGUAUGGCAUCAGCCAAUGUUAAAUAAGUAUUAUAUUACUAUAAUAAUAUGUGUAUAAAGCACUUUAUUACAAGCGGUAUUCCAUAGAUAUUAUUCUUCUUUUGUGAUAGCUUCACUGGCGUGUAAAGUGAAUACAUAUUAUAUUGCAAACUAACUUAUGUAACCUGUGAGUGAGUCAGUCAACUACCAUGAUAUAUUGAUAUAUGGCUUAAAUUUAAUAGUUAGUUAAAUUUUCGAUGUAACAGUGUUAUUUACGUUGUGUAUUUGUAUUGGUAUCGUUAAUUUUAUCUGUAAAGGUGUAUGUUUCAAAUGUAUUUUAUGUAAAAUAUUGAAGUUAAUAUAUUCAUAAAUCAUUCAGAGAGUUAAAGGAAA